AAAUUCUGUAAGUCAGUAUUGACUUAUCGAAAUGUUUCAAUUUCUUAUGGCUACUAUUUAAUUUCGAAUCAGAUUAUCUUCCCAUUUGAAUCUCCAUUCUUCAAUUCUUCUCUGGCUCUCUGAGAAUUCAUCAAACAGGAACUUCAGUGUCUUCGUUUCAUCGCUUGGGCAUUGAAGCCUCUUCUUGUUUUAAGCACUUGUAACGGGUAUAGGGAAAAGAAGAGGCAUGGCAUCUGAAAGGGAAAUUUUUGAGGAUUCGGGACCUUUAUACCUCACUGCUGUUGAUUGGGACAAUUUUCAUCACAAAAGAUCAGUUGCCGCAAGCUUGGUCCAAGGAGUGUACAAUCUUGAACGGGACCGCCAACAGAACCGCCAAGACCACCAAUCUCAAGCUUCUCCAUGGUGGAGCUCCUUCCGCUUUGAAUUAAUUAAGCAACUAAAAGAUGGUGUUGAUUCCUCAAUCUUGGCGCCAUUUAUAGAUAUAAUAAUCCAUCUGUUCGCCAUCACAAAUGCCCAUAAACGUUAUUGCCUUCCGAGGUACACUAACAAGCCAGGUUCCAUGUUUAGAGAUAUUAAGUUGGACAUCAAAGUCUUCCUCAGCAAACUUCAUCAAGACUCCCGCUUUCAUCUGGCACUGCAGGCUGUGCAGGAUGUAGUUGCAAAAAUAGGAACAGCUAAUAUUUGGUUAGCUGGGCAUUCUCUUGGAGCAGCUAUUGCUUUGCUUGUAGGGAAGAAUAUGGCAAGGGAAGAUUAUCCUAUUGAAACUUACCUUUUCAACCCACCAUUCAUUUUUCUUUCUAAGUUGAAGCAGUGAUUCGCAUUGCAAGCAGUUUUCUGAAAGCUACAAUUGCUCCUGUUAAUGGGCAAACACCAAACAGAUGACUCUUUUUUUGCAUUAUCUGGCUGGUUUCCUCACCUGUUUGUUAACCCAGAUGAUCAUGUAUGCUCUGGAUAUAUUGGUUAUUUUGAGCAUAGGAAAAAGAUGGCGGAAAUUGGAGCUGCAAAGAUUGAGAGACGUGCAACACAAAUUUCUACAGGGAAUAUGAUAUUUGGUAAACAAGAGGGGGGUUGCGAACCCUUGCAUCUGCUGCCUUCAGCUAAUCUGACUAUUAAUGUGAUUCAGUCUCCGGACUUUAAACGAGCUCACGGAAUUCUCCAGUGGUGGGAUCGAAGUUUUCAUGGCCGGUCGGAACGUCACCAGCUCAGGUAAUGUAU
Mangifera indica (mango) is the source of this 1215-nucleotide messenger RNA. RefSeq names its product GDSL esterase/lipase At4g10955-like. The record is from RefSeq and is a predicted model, not a curated record. The transcript has 3 exons. Gene Ontology annotation, biological process: lipid metabolic process. Lineage: Eukaryota; Viridiplantae; Streptophyta; Magnoliopsida; Sapindales; Anacardiaceae.